Dictyostelium discoideum AX4 is the source of this 1044-nucleotide messenger RNA. RefSeq lists its product as hypothetical. The record is from RefSeq and is a predicted model, not a curated record. Lineage: Eukaryota; Evosea; Eumycetozoa; Dictyosteliales; Dictyosteliaceae. The transcript has a single exon. The coding region runs from base 1 to 1044 and encodes 347 amino acids.
AUGGAUAGAAUGCUCGAAACUAGUGAAACAUUUUCUAUUUCAGGCAUUAUUGAAAAUGAAAUUGAACAAAGGGAAUCAUUUAUUAAUGAUACUUCAAAAAUAGUAGAAUUACUUUUUAAACAAUUUAACAUAACCCAACAACAACAACAAAACAAUGAAAAUAAAUUAAUAAAUGAAACAUUUUCAAUGGUUUUUCAACUUUUCAAAGAAAUGUUAUCACCAUUAUAUUCAUUAGUUAAUGAAGACAUGAUGCCAAAUAUAUUUGAACUCUACCAAAUGACAGAAGAUUUAAGAUAUUAUUUUGCACUUUUUAAUGGUGAUAUUAAAAAUAAAUUAAAAAAUAUCACUACAACUACAAAAGAUCUUAGAAUUUGUAAUAAUAAAAAGGAAUUAAUUAAAGAAUUAAUAAAAAAUCAAUAUGAUAUUGAUAGAAAACCAAUUGAUCAACAAUCAAUUUCAAAUUUAAGAAAAGAAGAAAAAGAAAAACAAAAAGAAAAUGAAAAUGAAAAUGAAAAUGAAAAUGAAAAUGAAAAUGAAAAUGAAAAAGAAAACCAAGAAUUGGAUAAAAAAGUAAAUCAAACAAAUGAUAAUGAAAAAGAUGGUGAUGAAAAUGAAAACGAAAUUAAAGAUUGUUUCUUUUUAUUAUUCCAACUUUUUACAUCAAUUGUUUAUAAUCUUCAAUCAAAUUGUGAAAAACUUUUAUUACAAUCAAUUGAUAUUUCUAAAAAUAAUUUUAAAAGACAAUUUUAUAAUCAUUUAAUUAAAAGAGAUUUAAAUUAUUUAGAAAAUUUAACUUUUAGAUUAAAUUUAAUAAAUGAUUUAAAUAAAAAAGAAGAAGAAAAAGAAAAAGAAAAAGAAAAAGAAAAAGAAGAAAACUCUUUUGAUACCUUUUCAAAAUUAUUUUUAAAUGAUAAACAACAAAAAGAAAAUACAAAUAAUAUUAUCAAUAAUAAUUUAUUAGAAUCAUUUCAAAUUAUAUUUUCAAAUUAUAUUGAAAAAAAUAAUUUAAAUGUUGAUUUGAUUUUAGAAAGUUUUAAUAAUUAA